This is a messenger RNA of Sinocyclocheilus anshuiensis, 1006 nucleotides long. Its product is annotated as PCTP-like protein. The transcript has 4 exons. Lineage: Eukaryota; Metazoa; Chordata; Actinopteri; Cypriniformes; Cyprinidae. Bases 103 to 630 code for a protein of 175 amino acids. The record is from RefSeq and is a predicted model, not a curated record. Gene Ontology annotation, molecular function: lipid binding.
UUUCACUGCUCAACAUACUUUGUGAACUUUGUAUUCAACUGUAAUGGAAAAGUUCUUAAGAUUUGAAUGACUCAGUGAGACAAUGCCUGUUUUUUCUCUUAGAUGCGAAUCGUGUGCAAGGACGUGACAGCAGAGACCCUCUACGACGUCUUGCACGACACGAGCUACCGGAAAAAAUGGGACACCAACAUGAUCGACACUUUCGAUAUUGGAAGGCUGACAGUUAAUGCAGAUGUAGGAUAUUAUUCCUGGAAAUGUCCAAGUCCAUUGAAGAACAGAGACUUUGUCACCAUGCGGUCAUGGCUUCCUCUUGGCAAUGACUAUCUGAUAAUCAACUACUCUGUCAAACACCCGGUAUGGUCUUUACCCAAGUGGGUAGUAAACAGGGCCUCACAGUUAGUGGCACCAAAGGCCAUGAAAAAGAUUUACAAAGCCUGCCUAAAGUACCCGGAGUGGAAGCGGAAACACGAGCCCAAUCUGAAGCCGUGGAGGUACCCGGAGCAGAACACGCUACCCUGCAUCAAUGUAGCUGACCUGACAGUGCAGAGAGCAGAUUCUUUGGAGAACAUCGACGAGAGCAGUGUGAGUGAGGAGAAAGCCCAGCACCACAGCGAUGAUGAUGAGACCUAAGAUAACUCACACUGACACUCCUGUGUUCUGUGUGUAUGUGAAAGCGACUGUGUGUCAUUCUCAGACAAGGAUGCUUCCCUUACAUUCAUCCUGUAAAUCAUACAUUCUUUGGAUUGAACAAAAUAACAUUAUAUUGUUUCGCAGAGAUUUAAAGACCUCCAUUCUAUGUCCGUACUCUGAGGAAGGGUCUGGUUGUAUUAGAUGUGUUUAACUGAUACGUUUUAUAGUGUAUGGUCAAAUAAUUCAGUGUAAAAUGACAUAAACAGUGUCAGUAAGUACUUUGGAAGUGUAAUAACUUUAUUGCUCAACGUUUCCAGCACACAAUGCAGAUGUGUCGUAUUAUUGUUACCCAUGUAACUUUAUUAAAUUACUUAAA